This is a messenger RNA of Papaver somniferum (opium poppy), 600 nucleotides long. Its product is annotated as zinc finger protein 7-like. The record is from RefSeq and is a predicted model, not a curated record. NCBI's taxonomy places the organism in Eukaryota, Viridiplantae, Streptophyta, Magnoliopsida, Ranunculales, Papaveraceae. The transcript has a single exon. The coding region runs from base 1 to 600 and encodes 199 amino acids.
AUGUAUCCAACAAGAGAAAUUCAUGUGAACAACCAAAACCGUACUGGUACAAUCCAAAGAAUUAGCAAGAUAAAGAAGUGGAGGGAAUGGCCUGAAUCAAGCUUUCGUGGGACAUCUGGCAGCAGAGAAUCUGCGGUUUACCGUCCGAAAAAUACCACAUUCUUUACAUGCAACUUCUGCAUCAGGAAGUUCUACAAUGCACAAGCAUUGGGCGGUCAUCAAAAUGCUCACAAAAAAGAAAGAGGAGCCCCCACAAUGUAUCAUUCACAUAGAUUCAAAACUUCAACGGUGAUGAGUACACCCUACGUUGAUAAUGAACAAAGAAUAAUUGCUUCCAGUGCUCACCCAAUGGUCUUCCGAAACCGUAACAUAUUAGAAGGUAUCACCGUUGGCCGUUUUUACGAUGAGGAAGCCUGGAACAGUGCGAUUAUAAAGACGGCAAAGCAUGACUCAACAACAAAUAGCGAUCCAAUAUGGCCUAGAACAUUACGAGUUGAUUUACACCAAUCGAACCAAGUAGUUUCGUCAAGUCGUCAAUCAGCAUCAACCGAUGUUAGCUCACUGAAUUUGAAUCUUAGUCUUCGACCAUACCGAUGUUAG